AUGAUCUUCAGUUGCGGCAUUAGCGGCAGUUCUCCUGGAAGAAAGCUAGUCGUCUCUGAAAAUCUACCGGAGACACUUCGCAGUAUUUCUGCACAAACCUACCAAUCCUCUCCAGCAUCGUCUACUGGCUCAUCACCGAGUCGCUCGAGCUCUCCGGCAGUACGCACUGAGGAUAUUGCUGCUGGCAAGUGGACCCGAAUAUCGAGUCGUGUUUCUGUGCGUCCCCUUACUCCUUCCGAAGCCGAAUCCGUGUUUGAACGACAACGAAAACGCAGGCGUGAUACCUCUACAUCAAAAGAGAGAUCGAGAAUGGAGGACCACGAUGAGACAAGAAGCAGCAUUGACGCUGGAGGAACAAUUCAGAUUCCUUCGAGCGACAGCGUCAAAGAGUUAAUUCCGGAAAGUCCGGGCUCACGUUCAAAUUAUGGCGAAUUCUAUUGUCUAUUCGAAUGCAUUCAAAUGCAUUGCCUCAUGCAUGGUGAUUUACCACUUGUGCUUUGCCGGACGUCUGCAGCGGAGCUGAUCGAUGCUGCAGACGCGCGAGUGAGCGCUCGAACGCCGCGAGGAACUUACAAGUAUGCACCUUAUUUGAGGGAUGAGUUCUCCAGGGACACCUCCGGCGAGAACAACUACCAUCACACAUCCUCGUUUGAAGAUGACCUUCUCGAAUUCGAUCGUGGGGCAGCCGUUGCUCGGCUUGAUCGCACACAAGAUGAUCUGAACAAGUUCCGCCAGCGCAUCGACAACAAUGUCGAGCAACAAAAAGAGUACAGCGAAAUGAUGGCAGCACUGCAGAACAAGGUACAUGAAUAUCGUAAACACAUUGCGGAACUCGAAGGAAAGAUGGUUAGCGCAAGAAGAAGGCAAGCCGAGGACGGCGGAUUUACCAUUCUCGACUCGAACGUUUUCCAAGAUACCAGUAACAGCUUCCGUGAUCUGGAAAUGUGGAGUCCAGCUCGUACACGCGGCACAACUACCAAUGUUGUCCUUGCUGGUGAUCCAAAUGCUAACUACGAAAUGAUCGCCCGACUUGACGAGGAGCGUAGAAGGGCUGAUGAAUAUCGCAUGCAAUGGGAAAACGAGAGGGCCGCUAAAGAGAGACUGGAAGAUGAAAAUGAAAGGCUCCGUCGUGAGUUUGACCGCUACGAUCGUGAGUACCGCGACAAGGAGAGAACGUUCGUAAACAGAGAAAGGAAUCUCGCUCAAUAUCUAAGUGAUGAGCAAAAGAAAAUGAUGGACAUGUGGACGGAACUCCAGCGGGUUCGUAAACAAUUCGCUGAACUGAAGGACCAGACCGAGCGCGACUUGGAUUCACAACGUAGCGAAUUCAAUCGCGUACUCAGGAGUGUGUCCAACAUCACUCGUAACAUUAACAUCACUGGAGGGGAUGUGAGUGGAAUUUGCGGGAAAAAACCUUACGAUAGAACAAAGGACAAACAAAUCCUCGAAUUUCAGGCAGGCUCCGCAGGAGUGAGUGGUCCUUCGCUGGCGGCACUGCUCACAGAUCUGAUCAGUGGAGGAAGUCAUACGGCCACGUAUGAUAGCACCAUUAUCGAAGCUGUUAAAAGGUACCGAGAUCGUACUGGUGCUGCUGAUGCUGCCGCAGAUCGUUCUCUACUCGAAGAGUUGAAACAGAUUCGUGGUACUGGCGGAAGUGAGGGCGAUGCGGAGCUGCAGAAAGAACUUAUGCUCAAGUACGAGGAAUCCAUCGAGCGCAACAUCGAGCUCGAAUCGAAGGGUGAUGAAAGCCAAAGGAAGAUCGCCGAUUUGGAAGCCGAGCUGCGUCGUGUCAAGGAGAAACUCAACGAUGCCACGAACGCGUUGAUGAAAAUCCACGAGAUCAGUCAGGACUCCGACAAGCUGAUUGAAGGAAAAAGGACUCGUUCAUUGUCUCCGGGCAAAUCCCCGUUGCCACCAUCUGAGGCGCUACGUUCCGUGAGAAACGCGCUACGCAACAAGGACAAUGACAUCCAACAGCUGGAGAGGAAGCUCAAGAUCUCCGAGAGCCAAGUGAAAGAGUUCAUGACUAAAUUCGAGACGGCUGACGACACUCGCCGACGUCUCGACAAACAGCUUUCGGAUGCUAAAAGGGAGAUUGACAACCAGCAGAAGAACAUCGAUGAGCUGGAGCGCAAUCUGCGUCGCGUCGAGGAUAAGCUCCGCGCCUCCGAGUCGGAACGUCAAGCUGCCGACAAGGCAAGGAAGUUCCUUGAGGAAGAGCUCGCUAAAGUUCAAGCUUCCUAUCAAAAAUCAACAACGGACGAUGUGCGAAAGAUUCGCGAUGAGCUGGAUGAGCAAACCAACAGUAUUGUUGAGGAGCAUAAGAAUAGAAUUACCGAGCUAACAAGGCGCGUUGAGAACUUGCUUCGCGAAAAUACUAAACUCAAAACGGAUAUGGCUCCACUCAAGGAUAAAUUGCGCGAUAUGGAGAUUGAAUACAAUAACACUUUGCGCAGACUUGAGGAGAAGGAUUCUCAAAUUAAAUACAUCGAAGAAAUUCGCAGAAACAUCCAGAGAGACCUGGAUGACCAACGUAAUCGCAAUGAUUUAUUGGCCGGCGAACACGACAAGCUGACCAGUGAUCUGGAUAAUGCGCUGAAGAGUACACAUCUUGCAGAGCAGCAGCUGAAAGAACUAAAAGGACAACGCGACGACUAUCAGAAGCAGAAAGACGAUCUGUCGCGUCAGUUGUUCGAUAUUCGUCAUAAGUUCGAAACGGAGCAGAAAACGGUGCAUGAUCUGACCAAGAGUGAAUCACGUUUCAAUGAUGAAAUUGACAAAUUGAAGCAGACCAUCGACGACUAUGAGCGACAGGUUAUGCUUCUGCGCAGAACCAAUGAUGAGUUCGAUACAACGAUCAAGAACCUUCAAGGAAAGAUAACCCAGCUUGAGAAUGAGGUUCGAUCGAAGACUAGCGAAGUUGAGAAGCUCAACGAUCUCAACCAGAAGCUGCAGAAGGAGAAGCAAGAAAUUAUGAACCAGAAGCACAAAGCUGACGCUGACAUCCAAUCCCUUAAGGAGACAAUUCGAAAAUUAGAACAGGAACUAGAGAAACUUCGCAAUGAAAAUAAAACCCUUGAAGCGAAAGAGGAACGUGCUCGAGAUCUGCAUAAUCAACAGCUUAACCGAGCAAAUCUGCUAUCAAAGGAACUCGACGAUUCUAAGCAUGAAAUCACGGAGCUCAAUGGUGAAUUGAUGGCAGACACCACAAAAAGUAGAACCACCACAACAACUAUCACGAGAACGAUUCGUCAAGGACCUGGAGGCGAGACAAUCGAAGGUGAUGAGGUUACCAUACCUGGUUCAACAGAUACUGACCGUACAGUUGACCGAUACCACGAUGAUCUCCUUUCUGAUUUGCGAGUCAAGGAAAUUAAUGAUAAGUGGAAGCUGCAGCUCGAGAAGCUUGAAAACGAAAAGGUACGAGGGGCGUUUAACAUACUGCAAUAACA
Messenger RNA from Strongylus vulgaris, 3452 nucleotides. Lineage: Eukaryota; Metazoa; Nematoda; Chromadorea; Rhabditida; Strongylidae. The record is from the annotation of a GenBank genome assembly.